GGAGUUAGUAGAAAUUUGUCAUUUGGCUAUUGUUCAAUGUUGUUUUUAUGCUUUUCAACACAAAUGGAUGAGAUUCGAUCGUGGUGGCAAGUUCCCUCUAUUGCCCACUUCUGUUCGCUUUUUCGUUCUGCAUUUGCUCUGACUGAUUUUGAUAUCGAGGAUCUUGAAGAUGCACUCGUGAUAUCUGGAGGUCAAGAGGAAAGUCGAUUUUUGGCAGACUUACACGCUCGACUAUUACGGGGAUUGUUUAGUAAGAAAGCAGAUAUAAAUGCUAGCAACUUUGAACCAUUUCUUUCGGAAGUCUUGAAAGUGCGAUGGACAGACGAUCCAUUAGUGCAGCGGAAAAAUCCUCUUGACAACGUGAGCUAUCAUGAGUUGUCGAUAUGGGAGAAAGUGGAGAUCUUACAUGAUCUUUGCAACUGGCGAUUGGACUGUGAUGACGUCACUGAUCAUCUUAAAGGCAUGGAGGCAGAUAGUUUACGUGUCGAGCCGUUGGGUUGCGAUGCGUGCAAUAACACGUAUUGGUAUUUCUCCGGUACGAGAUUAUACAAAGAACAUGUUGAAAAGACGGACACCAAGGAAUUAGGAAAGAAAAAGCUGGCAAAAAAGAGGAGGCGCUUAAAGAAGAAAAAACGAUUGAAAAAGCAUUCAAGUUCGGAAUCUGAUGCCGAAACAUCCAGCGAUAGCGAAUAUUUGCCCGAGGAAGAGGAAGAAGAAGAAGAAAGCGAAUCAGAGGAAGAAUUAAGGAAUGAAGAUAUGGUCUUCGAAGAUAAUGCAAAAAGAACAUGGUCGCUUGUGUGUUCUACGAAGGAAGAUUGGGAAGAUUUGACUAAAACGUUUUCAAAAAGCCAUAACAGAAGAGAAAUACGUCUACAUCAAGCUCUUACGGUGGAUUUUCUUGCAGAGAUUUCACAAAUGUUGGAGAAUAAGGAAAAAGCGUUUCGCAAGAAACUUUUGGUUGAAGUGGCUCCCAGAAGAUCAUCAGACAGAAUAGCGAUCAAAGCACAGCAAAAAGAAGAAGAGGAUAAACAGGCAGAGAUUGAAAGAAUACAAGAGAAAGAGAGAUUAGCAGAGAUCAAGAAGCAAGAAGCUGAAGCGAAGGAGAAGGAACGUCAAGUUCUCGCCGAAAAGCGUCAGAAGGAACGGGCUGAAAGAGCAAGGUUGCGUCAGGAACGACAAUGGAUAAUGAUGAAUGGCGGUGACGUUCCCGAAGAAAUCCUACAAUCUUUGGAAAAGACUGAUGACGGCGAGGAAAGUGAGGAAAAUGAGGAGAAAAAACUCGAUGAUUUAGAUAAGGCUUUUGAAGGCGAUAUUGACAUGUUUACUGGAAUGUACAAAGUGGUGGAGUCUUUAAAAAAUCACGAGGAUGGAUGGCCUUUUCUCGAGCCUGUUGAAGAAUCGUAUGCUCCCAAUUAUUUCGAGAUCAUCGAAAAACCAAUGGAUUUAUCGACGAUCGAAAAGAAAAUCGACGAAAAAAACUACAAAGGACUGAAGGAGUUCAUUUCCGAUAUGAAAUUGAUGUUCAACAACUGUUUAGAGUACAAUGGAGAGAACAGUAGCUACACGCAAAUGGCUCAAACUUUAGAGGGCGUGUUCCAGCGACAGAUGAAAAAACAUUUUCCAGACGACGAUAAUCCAUCCAGUGACGACGACUUUGAAGAAGAACUUACGGAGUCAGAACUUCGCAAACUGAACAAGAAGAGAGGCGACGUCAAUGGAGCGGAGGAGGACUCAAUGACCACUACAUACACUCACAAACCAAAUCAAAUGUUUAAUCCACGCGCGAAUCCUGCGUUAUUCGCGCAGCAUUUUGCUAUGAACCCAAUGGCUGCUGAUAUGGCACGCAUGAUGCAAGAUCCCAUGGCAUUUCAACGUAUGCCAUACAUGCGACAACCGUUUUAUCCUCCCCAAAUGUUCCCCGGCCAAUCCGCUUACCCUAGAUAUAAUAUGAACAAUUUCCCACGUGGACCUGGGUCCAUGUAUCCCCCGCACAUGAUGGGUGUUGGACAUCCCGCUUAUCGUAUGAAUCAGCAAACUCCUGUAUCGAUUCGAAGUCAAGAAGUGCCACCUGCUUUAGUGCGUGGUGAAUCUCCUAUUGCCACGAAAGGUGAAGCCAGUUCCAUGAUGUGGACAAAUAAUCGCGACAAUCGACUCGGUAAUCCUUAUAGUAGACCACCUAUGGUACCCGGGGCCGCCCCUUGGCAAACUAGUGCCAGGAUGGCGCUUCCGGGAUGGAGGCCCUCUGUCAUGUUGAACGGUGUCAGACCUCCAGUGUCCUCUCAACAACAACUGGCGGCCUCAGUUCAGGGACCUGGGACUAAUGGUGGCGGUGCAGGUUCUGAAGUAACUGACCAAAAAGGAUUGAAGAACAUCGGGAUGGAGAAUGCGACUACUGGAACUAAAAUGGACGGCAAAAUUCGUGAAACAGGAGUAUCAAUUCCAACAAGUAGCCAUCCAUCAGAAGAAGACCUGCGCUUUCCCUUCGUCGUUAACCAAGAUCGAACUCCGGCUCCUGCCAAUCCAGUACCAUCAAUACAAAGAAGUAGCCCCAGUACAUCGGACGGUUUUACAACCCGCUCUGCGGGCAAAAUGACGGGCGUUGAAGAGGUGAAAGCUUCUGUCGACACUGUAGAAUCGGAAGACGGCAAAGUCUUUGUCAAUCUCACGUCAAAGUCAAGUCAACAGAGAGUGGGUGAAAAACGUAGCAAUCCCUAUAGUAUUUUAAGUCUAAUGGACGGCGAUAACCAUCCAACUAAGCGUUCCAAUAAAGAUCCGUUGAAAUUUUCCGCCCUUCUCCAAGAGAUGUCCCAAAGCAGGCGACCCGAUCAUUUGAUAGAUAGUAAUAGGUCUAAUGAUCCAUCACGAAAUUUCAUGGAUUUGAGUCGCGCGCGCAGUGAACUGCCCACUUCCGUUAUCGGAUUGCCAUCGAGCAACAUGGCUACUGUUGAAUCUCGAGGGGAAAUCGGCCACCCGGCGCAUGGCGUUCAUGCACGAAUACCGGGGCCUUCCGAUAUGUCAACGUUAAUGAACAUGAGAUCUGCCGGAAGUAUGAUGUCACCCGCACGUGGUGUAUUCCCGCCCGAUGCAAUCUACCCUGGUUAUGCUAAUUCAUAUCAAAGAGAACAGAUGCUCAUGUUUGAACAACAGCAACGACAGCAGAUGAUGCAACGUGCAGGUUAUCGUCCAUUACCUCCAUCAAUGAUGACAAACGGAAUGCCUCGCAAUACACCUCCUGAAUACUCGUAUUAUCCACACGGAUCCAUGUUUGGUGGCAUGAUGGGUCAGUAUAUGAACGGUUCUAGGCCUCCAUCGGACGAUGUGUCGAACAAGAACUCCAGGGUAUCAUGACCUUUGCCAUUUUUUAAAACACGCACUGACUGUUUUUAACCUUCAUCACGCAAUAAUCACGUGUUCGUAUAUGAUCUCGUACACUACGUGGUCCAUCUUGACGAUGAACUCCGCCUGUGUUGAAACUGGAGCGUUAAUUAUUUUAUCACCCUCUUCUUGCCACAUUCAUGUUAAACAUUCUAUUAAGCAUUGAAUUGAAAAUGUGGAUCAGUAGAAUAUGUAAUUAUCUAUUUUCCACAACAUUUGCCACAUUAAACUGAGAUGUUUUAA
Molecule: messenger RNA, 3618 nt
Organism: Xenia sp. Carnegie-2017
Lineage: Eukaryota; Metazoa; Cnidaria; Anthozoa; Malacalcyonacea; Xeniidae
Exons: 17
Coding region: 37-3348 (1103 amino acids)
Biological process (GO): chromatin remodeling
Cellular component (GO): CERF complex
Molecular function (GO): protein binding
Source: RefSeq, a predicted model, not a curated record